Molecule: messenger RNA, 2304 nt
Organism: Lodderomyces beijingensis
Lineage: Eukaryota; Fungi; Ascomycota; Pichiomycetes; Serinales; Debaryomycetaceae
Source: the annotation of a GenBank genome assembly
AUGAGUGCAACCAAAGGUGACACACAAGACAUAGAUCAGCUAUACGCACAAGCAUUGGCGCGGCUGCUGGCCCUGGCCCUUGAUACUUUGCUAGAUCCAUUACUACGUGCUGCUCAUGACAAGGAGCAAUCAAAGUAUCUUUUUGAGAAAUUGUUGAGCAAUCCAGCGCAGUUCAUUCAGGUGCUGUUGGACAUCGGUGAUGACUCGGGAAAGUUGAUCCAGUCUGUGUUUACUCAAAACGAGCCCAGUAGGGAAGCUGUUCUCAACAUUUUGUCAGCCUUGCGGGCAAAUAUAAAAAGUCUCCGUCAUAACGAUACAGCUCAUUUAGAGAGCUACUUGGGUAUCUACUUUGCAAUAAUAUCAAAGACCAAGGUGUCAAACCCACAACACUUGAGCCUUUUCCUUUCAUAUGUCGGUGCAAGCCCCCGAAUAAAUCACAGAGUUUUGCUUAUUCUAGUGCAAAGCUUGCAGCUUGAGAAAUCCGAAGCAGCGAACGUGGCGAGCGAAUAUCUAGAGCUACAAAUGGACGACUCGCUGCUUGAUGCAACUUCAUUCAUCAAUUUCCUUGCAGUGCUUGAAAUGUGUUUUCCUCUUGUUCCAGAAGUGUGUGCUCAGAUUUACACUGACAACAAGACAAAGGAGCACAUUUUAAGAGGCAAGGAUGAGUUUAGAAAUUCCACCGUCCCCAUAUUGAAAUGCAUUUCGAGCUCUUGUAUGAUUGAAAACUGCAGAAGCUUCACCUCCAACGCGUACUACGAAUUUUUAACCAAGGCAUUCAACUCGGGUACCUAUCAUGCAGAAAUCCUCGCGGGUCUAGUAUUGGCCAAAGUGUGGAGCACCGUGCAAGGAACAAGUAAUCAGCAGCACCGGCACGACUUGAAAAUUGCUGAUGUUGCAGGGCGUCUCAUGCUCUUCAUAGAUGAGCAAACAACAAAAAACGAUCAAAUGGAAUACAACGAAUACGCCAUUGAAGGAUUGUCGUAUUUGAGUCUAUACUGGGAACCCCGUGAACUCAUGAGAAUGGACGUGACAUUUAUGGAAAAACUCUUGAAAGUAUUACAAGGCUCAUCAUCAGCUGCUCUGAAUAUCAACACUUCGGUUCAAUACGGAAUACUCACAAUCUUGGUCAAUUUGACUAAAAGCAAACAGAGCGCAACCACUGCUUCGGCGCGUGAAAAGUUAAAGAAUGCAGCUAGCCCGAAAGUUGGUUCAGAAAGCGAAGAAGAGAAAACCGCCAAUAUUCAAUUGUUCAACGCCGAGCUAUUGAAAGAUGACAGACUUGUGUCUCAUUUGUGCAAAAUCAAGACGUUUGAAUCUUCAAGCACAAACAUUUCCAACACGGUGGUUGAAAUCGUCUACAAUUUGUCUUGUGAUCAAAAAAAGUCACUUCGAACGGAAUUGGUGAAACAGGGUGGUUUAACCGUGCUUCUAUCGUACCUCAUCAAGCACAGCAAGAUGGAGAAAGUGGGUGGCGCUAAUAGUGGUGCUGGUGGCAGUGGCAGGGUGGUUGCUGCUCCGCUGGACCCCGAUAAAUUGUUUCUAGAACACCGCAUGAGGGCCUUGAGAGGAGUCUGCCGGAUGUUGAUUUCAGUUGAUCCAAAGCUUGCUUUUGACAAGUAUGACGUCAAGACAGUGGUGCCAUUUUUAAUAGAGUUGCUUGACCAAAAUGACCUGAUGGCUGACUUAAAUGGGUCCAUGACCAUUUUGGACAAGUACGAGGCGCUUCUUGCAUUGACGAAUAUCGCAGCAGCUGAAGAUCCUCAAUUGCAAAAUUUCAUCAUUCUCGAAGUGAUGCCAUGUGUCGAUGACUUGAUUCUUCUGGAAUUCCAGCUUCAAAUAGGAACUUACGAAUUGCUAAAUAACCUCAUUUCACAACCAAUCUUACUUGCCAAAUUUUUCAACAUUGAGCAAGAGCAGAACAAGCAGAGAUUGCUCAUCAGUUUGAAAUUGCUCAAUUCCAACAAUGUCGAGUUGCAAACCAUUUUGGCCAAGUUUUUUGUCAAUGCAACAAACUUUGACAUGGUUGCCGAUGUACUCGUCGACAACAAAUUGAUUUUUGAUGAAGUUUUAAAAAUCACCACCGAGAUUCUCCACGACCAGAAUGAACCAGAUCUAAUCACAGCAUCGUCAUAUUUGUUAAUGAACUUGGUCUACGCCGCUGCAAACAAGAGUGAAAACAGCCUUGCCCAAAUACGCAACUAUCCCAACUUGAGAGCAGCUUGUGCUAAAAUCUCCCACAGAGGAAACAACGCAGAGAGCAAAGAAAUAAUGGACGUUGUUAAUAAGUUAUGCAAAUUCUAUUAA